Molecule: messenger RNA, 1361 nt
Organism: Schistosoma turkestanicum
Lineage: Eukaryota; Metazoa; Platyhelminthes; Trematoda; Strigeidida; Schistosomatidae
Source: the annotation of a GenBank genome assembly
GUUCAAGGUCACCGAAACUGAGAAGCGCCAGCCUCCAGGACACCUGUGAAGCCUUCCUACAUGUUAUCCUGACUAUCAUCACUUUAAGGUUCUAUGCUUUGACAGAUGUGCUCAUGAAACGAGUGGUAUUAACAACUAUAGUAGGUCUUCCGGGAAGUGGAAAAAGUUCAUUAUGUGAACGUCUACGUCAGUUAAAUUCGGACGAUUGUUUAGUUGUGUGGAUAGAGUAUGAUAAACUCAUUCCAGUGCAGUUAUUCUGUCCGAAAUCGGAUAGUUCUGAUUGGAAGGAUUGGCGUCAAGCUGUUGUUGGUUGUUUUGAGAAACUGCUAGCUUUCUGGAAGGUGGUCGACUUCGCACACGAUUUCAAUGAAAAAGAAAAAAUUAUAUGGCUGAGUAUCAACAUCUACUCUACCCCGGAUGCAAAAGACAUCAUAGUUUUAUUGGACGACAAUUUCUAUUACUGUAGUAUGCGUCGUUCAUUCUAUAAUCUAGCAAGAAAGUACUCAUGUAGUUAUGCGUCAAUAGUUUGUAAAUGUGCGGUGGAUACCUGUGUCUUGAGAAAUCGCACCAGACCAGAUCCGGUUCCUGAGGAUAUUAUUCAAAAUAUGGAGAGGAAAUUCGAAUGGCCUGAUCCAGUUAACAAUUUAUGGGAGAAGCAUACAAUCACAAUCAGUUCGCAUCAAGAAAGUGUACAUAGCCCAGUUAGCUUGCUUGAUUUCUUGAAAGUGUUGUUGAACCAACCGAUUAUAAAUGAAGAUUCUAUAAGAGAUGAAGAAAGGAACAAAAGCAAGCUGAUUAAUCUGGAUAGUUUACUUCAUAAUGUGGAUAUUCACUUGAGAAAAAUCACAAACCACACAAUAAAAUCUAAAGAUUAUUUGUGGCGAACUCAGUAUGCAAAACUGAUGUCAAAUAUUAAGGCAGAAUGCUUACAAAAACUUGACGAAACCAUACAUAGAGAAAAUUCUAUUUGGACAAUUGAAAACUGUCAACAGUUUGCAGAAAAACUGUUCUAUGAGAAACUUGAUGAAAUUCUUGUUACUAAGGCACUAACUAGUUAAAUGGAAGUUAUUUGAAAUAAAGUUGUAAAAAACGAUUGUAUAAGUACACAAAUAUGCUGUUGUAUAUUUUGAAGUACCCAGCAUUGCAACCCAUGUUUUCACACUUAUUUUGCCAUAGAUACUUCAUUUACAAGUUUGAUUUUUUAUAAUAUGAAUUACACUCAUCGAUAAUGUAGUUGUGAGUUUGAUCUUGUUGAUAUUUACCUCUUCAACUUAUUCUGUAAAUAAAACAAUGGGCCAGUAACUAAUUGAUUUAUCGAAAAACUCUACAUCUUUUUUUAUUUCUGGAUCACUCUACAUACU